UUCAUUAUCGGCAUUUUUAUUGCAUUCCAACAACAUCGUCCGUGUCCAGGUGGAUUUUGCCUUCACCGUGUGGCAGAGUUUUCCCGAGCGAAUCGUCGGCUAUCCGGCACGCAGCCACUUCUGGGACGGCAACAAGGAGCGCUGGGGUUACACCUCCAAGUGGACCAAUGACUACUCGAUGGUGCUGACCGGCGCCGCCAUCUACCACAGGUAUUACCACUACCUGUACACCAACUACCUGCCCUCGAGUCUGAAGAGUAUGGUGGACACGCUGGCCAACUGUGAGGACAUCCUGAUGAACUUCCUGGUCUCGGCCGUCACCAAGCUCCCGCCGAUUAAGGUCACCCAGAAGAAACAGUACAAGGAGACCAUGAUGGGACAGUCUUCGAGGGCAUCUCGCUGGGCCGACCCGGACCACUUCGCUCAACGGCAGACGUGCAUGAACAAGUUUGCCAGCUGGUUUGGCGUCAUGCCGCUGAUCCGCUCCCAGAUGAGACUGGAUCCGGUCCUUUUCAAGGACCAGGUGUCCAUCCUUCGCAAGAAAUACAGGGACAUCGAGAGGCUCUGACAGGACCAGCACCCCCUACGCCGGGGGAGGCGUGAGGGCAGGGGGCGGGGAAGCGAUGACGCUCCGCCGUGUUGCUGAUGUGAACAAACGCUGAGAAGAAUAUGGAGAUAAGGAACAGUGGUUUGCACAUACUGCUGACAACAACUCUUGGAUAGAAUUUUUUUUUUUUUUUUUUUUUUUUUGGGUGGAUGACACUGACUGUCCUGCUCGCCCAGCAGGUCCGCAUAAGAGAAGUUUCUGGAUGUCGAGGGGGAGGGGGGCAUUUCUGAUAACACUGCCCGCCGCAAACCCCGCCCCACCCCAAGCAAUCCAUCAGGACACGAUGACCGGACGUACUCUCACCCUGACCCUACUACAAUCCCGCCGCCCCCAACACUGCUUUAUCGCCUGAUUUGAUUUUUUUGACCAAUCAGCUGUCACGGAGAGGGUUGGAAUUCAGAGAAUCGUUUUUUUGCUUUUACGGACAUUAACGUGCUAUAUCCCAAUCAGAAUGACAAGAAAUGACAUUUCCUCAUGUUCCCCGCCAUUAACGACCCAAAGUCUCUGUUUUGUUUUGUUUUGCUUUUCUAGUCUGUUUCAUUUAUUUCUGAGCUAAUUGUCCCCUCGCUCAUCAGUGUAAUUGUGUUUUAAUUUUCUCAGAGUGAGUGUGUGAGAGGCUGUGUGAGAGAUGGCACAUCCAACUCUAAGUCGAAACUCAUUUGCCUCGUUCUUCGCAGAUGAGCAAAAAAAUGAACAUUUUGGGAGAACCGGAGUAAAACACGAAAUGUUCAACUGCCAUUCGCAUCCUGCUCCGUUGGCCUGAAAUGUAAACGGCAUCCUUGCCGGGCCAUCGGUGUCAUUUCCUGAGCGUGCCAUGUUGACAUCAGGUCUGCCUUCAGAAUUAUUUAUUGCACCUUGUCGCUGCCUGGAUUAAUUUGACGAGGCCGAGUUGCACCUUUAAAAUUUAGAAUUAGCAUUAGCGGCAUCGAUCCACAACGUUGAUUAUGUACCGACAUCAAACAGGCCAACGGUUUGCAACUUCAUCGGCAGCCGCUCUUGAGUUGAUCAUUUUCGAGCGACGAGAUCGGAAGUCCGCUCGGACACUUGAAUGAAUGAAACGUGCUUUUCGCGGCCUAUCUGUCGAGCUCGCAUUCAGCCAAAGCUGUGAAUCACUCACUGCCAUUUUUUUUUUCAUUUUGCUGUUAGUUAAAAAAAAAAUGCAACAGUGCCAUGAUGAGGUCAUGCUGACGCGAUCGAGUGUAAUCGCAACACUGUCACAUCAAACGCAAAAGCAAAUAGGAGCUAAAUCAAGCGCAAGUUCAAGUACAGUGGAACCUUAACGCCUUCCCAAUGGAAAUCAAAAGACUUAUGCUACGUCAGAACGUUUUAACGACCGUUGGGCCACUGCCAUUUUAUCUUAAAAAAAGGAGAGCGAAUGAAAAAUCCGCACGCCAUUUGACGCUGACCCAAAACGCGCUGUAAUUUCCGACAGAUGACACAAGCUGAUUACGAAACGAAACUCCUCCCCUCAACGUAGUUGCUUGCUACCAAGCUGCUCCCAGAGGGCGCAGGAUUUAGUAUUGAAAAAUAUCGGAUAAAAGUUUAAGGUAGUGGAGGCUGGCUAAAAGUUACUCGAGGUCUACCAACCUGCCACGAUCGACCUGUUACCGGCACGCGCGCCAUGAUGAGCAGCAGCCAUAACAGCCCCUAAGAUGAACGAAACAGAAAAAUAAAGUCGACACAAAACUUUGCGAGAUUGUGAAAAGGAAAUCACCGCCUACCGUAGUCGAGACCUGAGGCGGAGGCGCGGGACGCACUUUUUGCGGCGUGUUAACGGUCGUAGCUCACGUGUAGCGUUUUCAAAAGCUUCUCUCGGCCCUCCGGAUUGCCUUUCUUCGCCAGUGCCCUCUCUGAAUUGUACAUGAAACAAACUCUGAAUGAGAACAAUCACGACAACAAAAAGAUAAAGCACGAUUGCUCUGAUCGCAAGCCGCAAGUGACUUGGGACCAUUUGGUGAGCUACCGGUCGAUCACCAUCGACGUAUUGGGCAUCCCUGCUCUAAAUUGUCCUUAAGUGCGAGCACGAAUGGUUUUAUGUCUCUGUGUACCCUGCGAUUGGCUGGCAACCAGUUCGCGGUGUACCCCGCCUACUGCCCGAAGACAGCUGGGAUAGGCUCCAGCACGCACCCGCGACCCUCGUGAGGAUAAUUAGAAAAUGGAUGCACGGAUGGAUUAAUCAUGGCGACCUGUCACAAGGGUUUUUUUUUUGUUUUGUUUUUUGCCAGUUUCUAAAUUUUACAAUGAAUUGGAAUUUUGAGGUUCCACUGUACAAAUGUUUGCAUUUGUAGUUGACGCCUCUUUUUGCUGCAUGACAUUUUCUCUCUCGCUCAGUAUUCCCUUCUGGUCCUGUUGCUUUGAAUGAGAUUUGUUGGUGGCAGAAGGUUUCAUUGACAGCACUUUUUUUUUUUUUUUUUUUUUUUAAAGCAUCCGUUUCUCAUUUGUCUUAAAUCCACUUUGAGCCUUUUAAAAAAAAUGUCUUAUUGGUUGAGUAAUUGUCACGGAUUCCCCCGAAAAAAACGCAUAUCCUGCAACUCUGCCAAUAAUUCCCUGCACUGUACAUUAACAUAUUUAUUUUUUCUGUAAACAGGACUGUUUAGACUAUAAGGUGUCAUGUUCGGAUGAGCCUGCAUUGCUAAGGGGAGUUAAAAGUAUUUAUUCAGUUUCAUGUUCACACGCCAAUAACACCACCUGGCUUAAGUUUCACUCGACAAAGUUUUGUUUUGUUUUUUUCUUUGAUUUUUGUUUUGAUUUUUUUACCCUCUGGGAAACAUCCACUGGCGUCCCGCCUGUACAAACGUGCAACAUUUGGAAGAGGUUUUAACAUUGACGAUCACAUACGCCAUUGAUCUUAAAUUGGAUCGGGGUGCGGCCAUCUUGUCUCUCGGCGGGAGUCAAAUUGCAAAAAGCCCCAAUUCACAAAUUAGGGCGGAGAAUGAGAAGCAGUAAAAGUUUGUCGACGACGCACUCGUGCUGCGUUAGAAAAUGCAUCUUCGAUGCUUGGUGGAAGGGAGGGUCCAUCCAAAUCCUCCCCCACCCCACAAAAAAAAAAAAACAUGCCAGACUAUUGGCGUUUGUCUUCAUUUGUGCCUUUUGUGAACGCGAGUUCUUGCACUGCCGAGGAGCGUCUGCUGUCAUGUCGCUGUCAUGUCACCGACCCCCCCCAACCCACACCCCCACCCUUCCUCCUGUUGUGUUUGCACACCACUACCAUGACCCAACCAUGUUUCGGAUUAUUUAUCAUCGCCGACCGCGAUGGCGCGAUCCGCCAGAAGCUGAUAACGUGAGGUCAAAGCGCGCGGCUGUCCCGAUGCCUUCUCCUCUCCCCCUCCUCCUCCUAUUAUGUAAAAGACUUUUAUAGAGGGUC
Messenger RNA from Hippocampus comes (tiger tail seahorse), 3971 nucleotides. RefSeq names its product exostosin-1b-like. Gene Ontology annotation, molecular function: glycosyltransferase activity. NCBI's taxonomy places the organism in Eukaryota, Metazoa, Chordata, Actinopteri, Syngnathiformes, Syngnathidae. The transcript is spliced from 3 exons. The annotation marks the transcript as partial. Gene Ontology annotation, cellular component: membrane. The record is from RefSeq and is a predicted model, not a curated record.